AUAAUUGAUGUUAUAUUUAUGAACUGCGGUAAUUUAAUAUUAUUUAUUUUUCUGAUAAUGGUAUGUAUCCUUCCAUUUGUCCUUUGUUUUUCAAGAGUACAAAGAGGUAGCACCCCCAAAAAACCAAGUCCUACUAAAUCAAUUUGUUCUUCCUGAAAAUCCAAUUUAAUCUCCUCUAAAAGGCAAUUAAUAACAAGUGUUGUUUCUUUACCAAAAAAACUAUGCACUAUUCACUGCAUGUAAGAUAAAAUCAUAUCCAAGCAGCUGUUUCUUCAUAUCCAAUUUUAAGACCAAAAAAAAAACUUCUUAGGAUAUUACACAAAAAUAUCCAUUAAAUGACCAAAACUUCUUCAUCAAAUCUACAAAACCAAGCAAGACCAUCCCCAUUACAGGUACAUCAAGAAACCUCUUCAGAGACAAUAAUGCAACCUUCGACAUCGAUUUCGAGAGAUCUAAAUGAUCAGAAGUCUAACACAGAUGGGUUGCAACAUAAGGUUGAUGAGAUGGGUUCAAAGGAUCAUGUAUGUAUAAUAGACGUAAGAAAUGAGGAAGAAAAAGAAAAAGAAAAUAAAAAUGAUGAGAAAGUAUGCAGAAUAUGUCAAUUGUUGAGCACUGAUCAUCUGCCUGCGGGUGCAGGGAAUGUUAAUCUGGUAUUCCUUGGUUGUGCUUGUAGAGGUGAACUUGGUAUCUCGCAUUACCAUUGUGCUCUUGUUUGGUUUCAGCAGAAGGGAAACAGGACUUGUGAGAUAUGUGGUAAACCAGCAAAGAAUGUAGCAGGGAUAGAGGAUACAGGAUUUCGAGCCUACGGUACAGAUAUUGGCAUCAUUACGACAGAAAUUGCAAUGAGCCAUGGUUCAUAUCCGACAGACCACCGAUGCAGCACGUCCUUGUCUAGAUUCUUACUAGUAGCCGUGGUGCUAGCGUUUGUCCUGCCAUGGGCCAUUCGCCCUAGCAGAAUAUUAUGACAAAAACUACCUUUCAUUUAAUAUUUUAUCGAGUAUUGGUCUGAACGAUUCAAUUAUCGUUUUUUUGGUACUACGAUUGUAUAGUUUGUGACUAUGUGUGAGUGAUUGAUCCAGGAGAGCCUGAGAGAAGAGUAUUACAGGUAUAUCAACAUGGACAUGGGGCACGGAUAUGGACCUUGCUUAGCACAACCGCCAACACAGCAUGCCCUAGCCUGUUGCCACAUAAUUGGUAUUAGGUAGUGAUUUUUAUAUCAAGUAGGCUGUUUCAGUAUAUUCUUUAUUCAUCUGGCUCAUGAAAUUACUCGUGGCUGAAAGCCUGAAAUCAUGUAUAUAAUGCAGUAUAUUAGUACCUAUGACUUUAUACAAGUUUAAUGUCAUGGUUACCUUCAACUCUUCA
Molecule: messenger RNA, 1362 nt
Organism: Chenopodium quinoa (quinoa)
Lineage: Eukaryota; Viridiplantae; Streptophyta; Magnoliopsida; Caryophyllales; Amaranthaceae
Exons: 2
Coding region: 336-965 (209 amino acids)
Molecular function (GO): zinc ion binding
Source: RefSeq, a predicted model, not a curated record